Sycon ciliatum is the source of this 2476-nucleotide messenger RNA. RefSeq names its product GPI mannosyltransferase 2-like. Gene Ontology annotation, biological process: GPI anchor biosynthetic process. The record is from RefSeq and is a predicted model, not a curated record. Gene Ontology annotation, molecular function: GPI mannosyltransferase activity; alpha-1,6-mannosyltransferase activity. Bases 433 to 1887 code for a protein of 484 amino acids. Lineage: Eukaryota; Metazoa; Porifera; Calcarea; Leucosolenida; Sycettidae. Gene Ontology annotation, cellular component: mannosyltransferase complex; endoplasmic reticulum membrane. The transcript is spliced from 4 exons.
AAGUCGAGUCCUCCACGAUCGAUACGAGUGAUUAUCCUUUGAAAGUCAAAAUUUAAUAUUGUUAUCUUUCUCAGCGCAGCUAGCAGCGUAUCAAGUAACAUAGUUAUGGCCUCUCUUAGCUAAGCCGGCUAGAAGUUAUUGCAGGAGUGAGAUUAUUGUUUGGUAGAUAUUAUGAAGCAGAAGAUCAUGUGGGAUCAUGAUUUGAUUUGGACAAUGAUAUGUUUACAAUGAACUGUAAUUGUACAUGAACGUUUACAUGUUUUGUUGUAGGAUGACCGAGGGCAAUCCAUUGUUACUGAGUUUGUAUUGGAUGAACAGUUUCUCCACAAUUCGUAUGGAAGAAAUCAAUGGUCAUCACUCUUGGCUUCUUGCCACCUGAGAGCAAUUAUUUGCCACAAUUGUAAUUCUGGAGCUAUAAAAAGUACAUCGGCCAUGGACACCAACGAGCCCAACGUGGCCAGUGAGAAGAAAGACCGAAACCCUGUACGUUUCAUAGCGAAGAUAGCUCUCUUCACUCGGUUACUCGCGCUUAUAAUACAGAUCACGCACCAGUGCAUCGUGGAUUUUGACUCGUCCGCUUGCUGCAUGGACCAGCCAGAGGGCAGAAGCAGAUGGCUGGAGUUCGUCUUUGGUGGCUUGACUCGCUGGGAUUCUGUUUACUUCCUGAGAAUUGCCAAGAGCGGCUACGAGUACGAGCAGUUCGGUGCGUUCUUCCCGCUCUGGCCGCUGACCGUGAGAGUAGUGGCGGACACGUUGCUGUGGCCGCUGUCAUUCUCGCAAGCAACCUCUCAGUACGAACGUUUAGUGCUUUCAGCCGUGGUCUGCAACACCGCGUUCUUCUGUGGUGCGGCCGUGCUCCUGCACCACUUGACAGUGAAAGUCACCGGAGAUGCACGCCUAGCUCUGUGCUCGGCGCUGCUGUUCUGCGUCAACCCAGCUAUGGCGUUCUUCAGCGCCGCUUACACCACCUCCAUGUUUGCCUUCUUCAGUUUUGCUGCAAUGUUGCUCUGGCGCAAGGGACGUACGGUGAGCAGUACGGUCAUGAUGAUGGUGACGAGCGGUACUCGCUCCAAUGGAAUUAUCUCCUGCGGAUUUGUCCUGUUUGAGUGCGGUUACAGAUGCCUGAAUCUAUGGCGCCGUCCGAAGACUGCCCACACGAUGCGGGCUAUACGCGUUCAGAUUGCCGUGGCCGUGCUCAGGACUGUUUGCAUCUGCUCGCCAUUCCUUGCCUUCCAGCUGUACAUGCGGCGGUCGUUCUGCCAUUGGUUUCCCUACACCUACGGCGAUGCCUCCCUGCCCCAGUCAUCAGCAGGGGGUGUGAGCACCACUGAUCCUCCCUUAUCUCCACAGCCGAUAAUCCUACCAUGGUGCAAGUCACUGCUCGGUCUAUCGUACGGUUACAUUCAGUCCACGUAUUGGAACGUGGGGUUUCUGCGCUACUUCACCGUUGCUCAGAUACCGAAUUUCAUACUGGCCUCUCCUAUGCUCAUCAUGCCCGUGGCAUUCUCUUGCACGUAUGUACGGCGAGCAUGGUACUCGGUAUCGAGACUAAGGAUGAACGAAGGGCGUGGCUUGUGGUCACCAUGCACAUUCGUGUUUGCAGUUCACUGGCUGGCCUUCACAGUUUUGUGCUUCUUCACUAUUCAUGUCCAGGUAGUGACGAGACUGAUGGCAUCUGCUACACCUGUUCUCUACUGGUACGUCGCUGAUCUCCUGUUGGCCGGUCACAGUGCCUUCAUUCUGCACCCGUCUGGUUCCGUACGAUAUAAAGGUCUCGAUAUCAAGGUGCCGGCCCAGUCGAAGCCGCAUUCAACCACUCUAUACUAUUUCCUCCUGUACGCCUACGUCGGACUGGUCAUGCACAAAAGCUUCUAUCCGUGGACAUGAGCCACGAAUGGUGUAGCGCUCUUUGCAAUCCCUGUCUCUCGACUUACCUACUCGUGUAGAAUUAACUUAUUGUGCCGUGCUUGAUCAUUAACUAAAUGUUGAUUUUCAGUGUUCUAGUAUUAUCACAGCAAACCAGCAGAUCACGUUAUGUAUGCGUAUUCUGACCUGCAAAACGCAAGGGUCAGGAGGCGAAAAACAGUUUGUCUUUUCAGUUUUCACUGCCCUCUUCCUCUGUUGACCGCCUACAGCGGUUAACUGUGCUAGGUUGUCGGUGCUUUGUUAUGAUCUACCAAUCACUUCUCACUGUACUCGGUGGUCUUCGUUAUAUUCAACAACCCGUCGCGAUACUGGCACGCGCUGGCCACUUUUGUCCCACUACGAUCCCCUGGCAUCUUUGGCGCGUGCUUUGGAAUCAUUUCCGAUUUUUUAAAGAAUUUCUUGUUAUUUUUUAGGAGUCAGAUUUUGGCGAUUGCCCCCGGAGUGUUUGGUAUCUUUACUUUGCGCUUUUUAAUAGGCCAGUGUUGAUGUGUUGAGGCGUUUUCCUGCCAUUCUCCAAUGUUUCUGUGGUUGACACUUUUCAAGCAACUCA